UUCAGACAUACUCUGCUAUUCCUUCUCUCUCUGCCUCUUCUGCUUUUUCCCAAGGACCCGACCCAUUUCAAGUGAGCAUCUCUAGAAUCGUAAUGGCCACCGCCGGCGACGUUUUAAGGCGAAAUGUGCCGGAAAGUUUCGAUCUUUCUGAGAAGGAGCUUCAUGUUCUGGCUGUGGAUGAUAGCAUCAUAGACAGGAAGGUCAUUGAGAAGCUACUUAAGAUUUCUUGCUGUAAAGUGACUGCUGUUGAUAGUGGAACAAGAGCUCUGCAGUAUCUGGGCUUGGAUGGAGAGAAGAAGAGCUCAGUUGGUUUUGAUGCUAUGAAGGUGAAUCUAAUAAUAACAGACUACUCAAUGCCUGGGAUGACAGGAUAUGAGCUGCUGAAAAAGAUCAAGGAAUCAUCAGCUUUCAGAGAAGUUCCAGUGGUGAUCAUGUCUUCAGAGAACAUUGUCACUCGUAUUGAUAGAUGUUUGGAGGAAGGAGCUGAAGAAUUUAUAGUAAAGCCGGUAAAACUUUCAGAUGUGAACCGCUUGAAAAAUUUCAUGAUGGGAGGAGAAAGAAAAGAAAAUGGACUGAAGAAGGUUCAGAAAAGACCGCUUCAAGUUGACUACAACAACGCAGCAUCGCCACCCUCACCUUUACCACCCUUGCCUUUACCACAACUGUCGUCAUCAUUUGCUUGUAACCUAGAAUCACUUCACUCAUCACCUUCUUCAUCACCAUCAUCUCCUCUACCCAGAUGCUCCUCAAAGAGACCUAGAUUGCACAGCAUCGAUUGAUAUUGUCUGCCAUUAGUGAAUUUUGUAACUCAGAGUCCCCUUUUUCCAAUUUUUGAGAUUCCCAUGUAUGUUUGUUACCACUUCCCACCAUGUAAAUUCUAACAUGAAACUUUCAUUGGGACUUGGGAAAAGUAGGGUAAAACGGUAUAAAAGUCUAGGAUUAAAGUUCUUUUGGGGAUUUCUCUUUUUGCUGAUGUUGCAUAUGGAAUCACAUUAAAACGUCAAUGAAAUCCCAAAUAGUUGGGAAUAUUUUGUGGCC
Molecule: messenger RNA, 1038 nt
Organism: Fragaria vesca subsp. vesca
Lineage: Eukaryota; Viridiplantae; Streptophyta; Magnoliopsida; Rosales; Rosaceae
Product: two-component response regulator ARR5-like
Exons: 5
Coding region: 93-779 (228 amino acids)
Biological process (GO): phosphorelay signal transduction system; cytokinin-activated signaling pathway
Source: RefSeq, a predicted model, not a curated record